Ahaetulla prasina is the source of this 3470-nucleotide messenger RNA. RefSeq names its product phospholipid phosphatase 7 (inactive) (gene PLPP7). Gene Ontology annotation, molecular function: sphingosine-1-phosphate phosphatase activity. Bases 172 to 993 code for a protein of 273 amino acids. NCBI's taxonomy places the organism in Eukaryota, Metazoa, Chordata, Lepidosauria, Squamata, Colubridae. The record is from RefSeq and is a predicted model, not a curated record. The transcript has 3 exons. Gene Ontology annotation, cellular component: nuclear envelope.
GCCUCUGCCGGCCGCGGAGAGGGUCCUCGGCGGCGCGGGGCGGGCAGUUCCCUGGCUUGGCAGGCUCGUCCCUCCGCUGCCCUUCAUCCAGCCCCGAGCAGCCUCCUUCUCCUCCUCCUGCUCCAGCUCCGGGGAUCUCCGGACGGCCUCGCUCUGAGACAACGGGCCACCAUGCCAGCCGUGUCCAACCGAGCCAGGGCCCGGGAGAGGAACAAUGUCUUGAACCGGACCGAAUUCCUCUCCCUCAACCAGCCUUUGAAAAGCUCCCAGGAGUCUCGGGGUCUCCCUCGGAGGCUGAACAGCCAAGGAGGGGGCCCUGCCCCGACCCAGAGCGAGGGGUCCAAGGAGCAGCGCCCGUCUCAGCAGCUGUUGCCGGAAGAAGACUGCAUGCAGCUCAACCCUUCUUUCAAAGGCAUCGCCUACAAUUCCCUGCUGGCCAUAGACAUCUCCCUCUCCAAGCGGCUGGGGGUCUGCGCCAGCAACUCGGCAGCCUGGGGCAAUGCCCGCUCCAUGGUCAACCUGAUUGGCAUCACUGGCCAUGGCAUCCCUUGGAUUGGAGGCACCCUCGUCUGCUUGGUCAAAAGCAGCACCUUGGCUGGCCAGGAAGUUCUCCUCAACCUCCUCUUGGCUCUGCUCCUGGACAUCAUCAUUGUAGCCGGGUUACAGAAAAUGGCAAAGCGAAAAGGUCCUUACGAUGUCAGCCCGGGCGUUUUGGACUAUCUGACGAUGGAUGUCUACGCCUUCCCUGCUGGUCAUGCUAGCCGGGCUGCGAUGGUGUCCAAGUUCUUCCUCAACCACCUGGUUCUAGCAGUCCCUCUCCGUAUUCUUCUUAUCCUUUGGGCUUUCUUAGUGGGACUCUCCCGAAUCAUGGUGGGACGCCACCAUGUCACCGACGUCCUCUCCGGGUUUGUCUUUGGUUACAUCCAGUUCCGAUUGGUGGAGAUUCUCUGGAUGUCCUCCAACACGUGCCAGAUGUUGAUUUCUAUGUGGUGAAGAGGAGCGAUGUCCUCAUCAGCAUCCUCUCAUUUUCUGUUUGAGGACACGGACAAGGCAAGAGAUGUCUCUGAAAGGGAGAUGUUCUGCAAAAGAACCAUGAAGUCUGUUCUUCUAAGAGUUCUUCUAGAAGUUCUUCAAAGUUCUUCCUAGAAGUUCGUUCUUCUAAUAAGGGAUGGAUCUGAACCUCACAAAGCUGAAGAGACUGUUCUGUCUCAUGUAGCAACCUCAUCUGGGAAUCAUUGAGAUUGAUUUUUUGAUUGAUUGGUUGAUAUUUGGCUGUUUCCCCACCCCACAUGAUUCCAACCAGGAAGCAAAUCCAAGGGUCGAGGAUAACAUUGCUUUCUCUUGCUAUCUGGCUGUUGAGACAUCUCAUAGCUCUUGCUUUUUAAUCUGGAGACAAUCGUAGAAUUUAAUAGCGGUUGAGAAAUACAGGAUGAGCUUCCCUGCUCAAGUUGAGGUGUCUACCAGUUUUGUUGAGACUCUCGUUCUUGGACGCCCCAGCUUCUCUGCCUACUUUCCCAAGUUGGACAUCAUCCAGAUGUAUGAACGUCAGUUUCCAGAAUUCCCUAGUCUGUACGGUCACUUGCUAAGAAUUGUGGGAGAUGGAAGUGCAACCUCUGUACGUGUGGACUUCAGUUUCCAGAAUUCUCUAGGCAGAAUGAGAGAGCUGUGGGAGAGGAAAGGCAUCUUCAACUAAGGGUGGACUUCAGCUCCCAGAAUUCCCCACCAGCAUCCGAUCAGCACUGAGAAUUCUGGGAGCUCAAGAUCCCACCCCCCUCCAGAAAGGUGUAUUUCAGCUUCUAGGGGGUGAAUUCUGGAAGUUGAAAUUAAUGCAUUUGGACAAUGUACCCUGGGGAAAAACUUACACCAUGCCUUAUAAAUUAUUGGGUAUGACACAGGAGCGUUCUGUAUCUCUUAGACAUUUUUCCUUGUUUUAUUGCCAAUUUCUUAGCCAAGCAAAGGAACCAUUAAGCAAGCCGGGGUAAGGCAGUGGACUAAGGUGCAAAUCGUAAUCCAGUUCAAAGCAUCAUUAGCUGUCAAAUUUACAAAUCGGUGGCCAAGUUCACACCCAGUAGAUCCUCUGACGUAAACCUUGAUUUGUAAAAUGAAAUGUCUAGAUUCACCUAUUGUCCAGAAGUGGAAUCAAACCCACAAAUGUAUGAUUUACGGCAAUGUUUCCCAAUCUUGGCAACUUCAAGGUGGACUUCAACUCCCAGAAUUCUCAGCAAUGUCUGGGCUGACUAUGGAACUCUGGGAGAUAAAGAUCAUCUCCCUGGUUGUUGCCACGGUUGAAGAACCUUGACUUAGAGAGAAAGUCUGAGCUCAGGGUAAUAAGUGGCUCUCCCACGUUGUGCUUGAACGUGGUUUGUUGCGCCAUUGGUGGUCAGAUUCAUGGUAAGCCAGAACAACACUGGCUCAGGUGGCAUAAUGGAAGCCAAGCUAAGUCUUGAAGGGGGGACGAAAUUGUAAACCCAACUUUACCAUCAAAGGAUGAGUCAAAUGAAUAAGCUGUGGUUUAUGUGGUAACGUUGAAGGAGCCUUGAUGUAGGAUUCGUUUUAGCAAAUGAAAGGUUUUUCUAGUUCAUGCAGGACAAAAUUUAUGCAAACGAGGCCUUUCUGACUUGCUUAUUCAAACCAUGGUUUAGUGCAAUGGGGAAAGCCAACUACCCCCAACCUCACAGAGAAAGUGUGAGGCUAAAAUUGGGGUGAACGAAACAUUGGCUUGACUUUUAAGAGGGUCAAGUAGACCAAUGAAAGGACAACUUAGAGGUAAAUAGGGCUGUUUGCCCCAUCCAUUACAUUUGGAUGAUCUAGAAGAGGAAGGAUCUUCUAAUGAUCUUUGGGGUCUUUAUGACUUGGUAGGGCUGGGAUUUAACUUGUAAUAAAGGGUCUAAUAAGUUUGGUCUCGUUCGUUCUUUCCGAUAUUCAGAUAUAAUAUCAGAUAUAUUUCCGAUAUAAGACUUGUGAACUUCUGAAGGCCACAAGUCUUAAAGCUGCCAAGUUUGAAGACCUCUGACUUAGACCAAUGUUUUGGGGGCAACCAUUAGCAACUGACCUGACCUAGUGGUGCUUUUCACAAGAUGAAAGCCCCAUGGAGAGGCAAAAAACCCCCUACCACCAUCAGUGGGUCCACCCAACUGCCUCCAAAGGGGAAGAAUUUCGCUUCCGUCUCCAUAGCAACCGUUGCAGAUGGAAGGAUAACUCUCUGUUAUAAUUCUUUUAUCCUCAGAGCUGAUGAGUUUCAAAGAUCCAUCUAAGAGCAUCUGAAUUUUUUGUGGUCGCUCGGUUUGGGAGGGGGGAGGGAAUAUCCUCGGCAAAUUGAAUGAAGGUAAUCGAAUUGAAUUAAAUGGCCUUGGGGCUUGUAUCGCCUCUGCCUAGCCCUCCAGACAAUGAACUGGGAGGGCCCUAAGCUCUCCACACUAAAUGUGAACUAGUUACACUAGUUUAUGAUCUUAAUAAAGCUUUGAGUUGAA